AUGCGACGUUUCGGUGUGGCGGCGUCGGCGGCAUCGUGGACGGCGGAGGACACGAGGAAUGCAGUGCUGGCGAGCCUGGUGCCGGCCGGCACCGCGCUCACCGCAUUCGCCGUGUUCGCGAAGGAUCGAGAAGUUGUGCAGUGGUGGUCUCAUGCGAAGAAACCGGACUGGGCGCCCAAGGAUCCGACCUUCUACUCGCUGGUGGACAUUGCUACACUCAGCCCUCUUGGAUAUGCCUCGUACCUCGUUUACAAACACGGAGGAGGUAAGAGCUUCCGCAUUUGUUGUUGCUCUAUGCUAUAGUA
Molecule: messenger RNA, 305 nt
Organism: Gongylonema pulchrum
Lineage: Eukaryota; Metazoa; Nematoda; Chromadorea; Rhabditida; Gongylonematidae
Source: the annotation of a GenBank genome assembly